GCGCUCGGAAGCACCGUGACCUACAAGUGCGACCAGUUCUACAUCCUGAGGGGAUCGAGCGUUCGGACCUGCAGGAAGGGCGAACAAUGGACGGGUCACAGUCCGUUCUGCGAGGCCGAAUGCGGCAGGAAGGUGCAGCAGGUGAAACUGUCGGCGGGGGGGAAGCCAGCGACGAAGGGGGAGUGGCCAUGGCAGGCGGCCCUCUACGACGGAGAGAGGAAGGAUCUCGUCUGCGGGGGAGCGCUCAUCGCGGAGCGCUGGGUGCUCACGGCGGCGCAUUGCAUCACCGUCGACGGGACCACGAGGACGCGGAGCGCGAAGGACUUCGUCGUCUACCUGGGGAAAUACUACAGGAACGACUCCCUGGACAACGAACACGUCCAGCGGAGAAUGGUGUCUGAGAUAUUCAUGCCAGACUUCAGUCUGCUGAACUUCGAUUCGGACGUCGCUCUCCUGAAGCUGGAAGUCCCGGCGCUGCUCACCUCGCAGGUCCAGCUGGUCUGCCUCCCGGCCCGGUUCGAGGACUCCAAGCUCGAGAACGGGACGAGAGGAUGGGCUAUUUUCAUGAAGCCAGUCUAUUUUCAUGGAACUACGCUAUUUUCAGUGCGAACAUUGAUCGUUUCCGAUGUUCGGUGGCAGGUGGCUGGUUGGGGCCUGAACGGCUCCAAUAAGCGAGACGCCACCCUGACCCAAGUGGAGCUCCCGAACCAUCAAUCCCAUCCUGAAAAAAUCGGCAAACGCUUCCCCAAAUCAAUUGCACCCGACUUUUCGGGCGAGUGCCAAAACCCACUGAAAGAGGGGAAACCGGGUGUGUCGCAAAACAGAAUACCAAACGGUGUGCCGCGGGGAUUCGGGCAGCCCAAUGGUCUUCCCCUCGCACCCAUCGCUGGAGAGCCGCUGGUCGGUGGAGGGCAUCGUGAGCCACUUCUUCAGCAAGGAGGAAUGCUCGGCGAGGCAACCCGGCCAAUACAGCGUAUUCACUCGGGUCAAUCGGUUCGUUCCGUGGAUCGAAGAGACGAUGUGGAAGAACACUCGAUGAAGACU
Darwinula stevensoni is the source of this 1044-nucleotide messenger RNA. The record is from the annotation of a GenBank genome assembly. Lineage: Eukaryota; Metazoa; Arthropoda; Ostracoda; Podocopida; Darwinulidae.